UGCAAGCACCUGAAAAAUUCACGCAUUUUUAUGUCAAAAAGUUUGAGGUUUCUUACUGCCUUGGAAAUUAUUUUGGAAUUUUACUGUUUAUUCAGCUAGCUAGUAGUAGUAGUAGUAUCCUUUUGUGAUGUUGCGCGGUAAUCAUGGUGGCCAUGCAUGGGCUCCCGCUCCACUCCCGGCGCCAACUUUAAGCCGUUGCUCAACUCAACGGUCACCACGCUGUCCCGCGCGCUCGGUAUUUAAGCCUCACCGCGCGGCACACACAUCACCAAGAACAAACAAACAACGUUGCAACACCAGCAAGUACGUACGCGACAGACAGCUCCAGCUCUGCUCGGUGCAAGUGCAAUGGCGUCGAGCCCCAGCUCCAGCUCCAGCCUGAGGAGCUCCUGCUCCUUCCCCAACCUGCUGCUGUGGCUCCUCAACCUCUCCCUGCUCGCCCUCGCCGCCGCCGCGCUCGGCCCGGCGCUGCUGCUCCGGCCCCGCCCCACGCCCUUCGGCUGGGCGCUCGUCUCCGUGCACGCCGCCACGCUGCUCUCCGCGCUCGCGUCCAUGUACACCCACCUCGCCCGCCGUCGCCUCUGCUGCCACGCCCACGCGGCCCUCGCGGUCGCCGCGCUCUGCGGCCACGCGCUCGCCUCCUACGCGCUGCUCCUCCGCCGCGACCGCAGCCUCGCGCUGCUCGGGUCGGCGCGGGACCGGAGGGAGCAGGUCGCGCUGGUGCUCCUGGAGGGGGCGCUGCUGCUGGCCAUGUUCCUGGUGCAGGCCGUGGAGCUGGCGGUUGCCUGCGCCGUGGGCCGGCGGUGGGCGAGGGAGCACGAGGCGGCCGAGGCCGAGAAGGCGAGGAAGCGCGGGAGGAAGAUGGCGCGCGUGCAGCAGGCAGAGUCGGCGGAGGCCGGCGUGGGGGCAGUGGAGGAGGAGAAGGGGACGAGCGGCAAGGUGGCGCUCCGGGGAAGGAUCAGCCAUGAUGUGCCGUGUGUUUAA
Triticum urartu is the source of this 984-nucleotide messenger RNA. Its product is annotated as Putative membrane lipoprotein. The record is from RefSeq and is a predicted model, not a curated record. Lineage: Eukaryota; Viridiplantae; Streptophyta; Magnoliopsida; Poales; Poaceae.